Rhipicephalus sanguineus (brown dog tick) is the source of this 1156-nucleotide messenger RNA. RefSeq lists its product as uncharacterized. NCBI's taxonomy places the organism in Eukaryota, Metazoa, Arthropoda, Arachnida, Ixodida, Ixodidae. The coding region runs from base 530 to 1156 and encodes 208 amino acids. The transcript is spliced from 3 exons. The record is from RefSeq and is a predicted model, not a curated record.
UGCACGGAUUUUUGUGUGUGUUUUGCGUGUGUUGUUGUACGCACAUAGUAAACUUUUAAAGAAAGACAGGUGCCAGCCGAGUUGUUCGCGGCAAAAUCGGCCGAAGCAGCGUCACAAGCGUCAUAGUUUCCGCGAGCAAAGGUCGCAUUCAGUUGCCGUGCUGUGGUUUAUUAACAGUCUAUGAAUGUAGCCAAUGCACCGUGCUUCGCUGCAUCGGCAGCAGCAGACGCCUGUGUAGUGUCUGUGUGUGUCACAACACCCCCCGCAACAACAGUUGGCUUCGACGCGGCGAUACGCGGAGUCGCUUCUUGGUUUACACGUCGUCUCGAAUAGCGUCCGCGAAAUGAUUCGCGAGGAUGUCUUUCGCGCGACGUUGUAGUGGUUGUGUAGUCUCGUGAACGUGACGUUGGAGCGGAGCAACGCUCGCUGCGGAAGUGGAAAACCGUUGAUCUCCGAUAUGGUCACGCUUCACUGCUGUUGGGCGAAUGCUGCAUGCGUGGGAGCUGCCGUCACCACCGUUUCCUGAGAUAUGGACGGACAGUCGGGAUCGUCGAGGGGCAACGGCAUAACGGUCACGUUCAUGUCGCAUCCAUCCAUAUGGCUCGCCGGGCGCCUCCCGUCGGCCGUGUUGUGCGCCCUGGCCACUUUCGUGCUGACGUUCCUCGCCAUUCGACAGAGCGAUGAGUUCAUCAAGCAGCAGGAGCAGGAGGAAGUGUUCAGGUGGCUCCACAACAUCGGUUUUGGAGAGCGCAAGCAGUUCUUAUAUGACCGAGGUUGUGACUCCCUCGCCUCCUGCUGCGACUUGCUGCUCUCUCCUUUUCCACCCGUCCCCUCCUCUCCCGGAGUCUCUUCUCCUCUUUCCUCCUCCUCGAACGGCGUCGGCGAACUGUACGAGGCGCUGCGGCCCUCCGCCCGGCGCCUGCGGUCGAGGCUAGUGCUGGAGCGCUGGCUUCGCGACCACCGCCUGCCGCUGUCUGUCGCGGCCCGGCAGAGGGGCGACAGCGCCGGCUCUGCUGCUGCGAGCGACGCCGGCGACCGGACGGCGUCCGCUCGUCCUGGCGUCGUCGAUCCCGACGAGGACGCGACCGACGGGCAGCAGCGGUCCACCGAGGCACCGUCCUCCUUCUUCGGCUGGCCCACCCCGGGAUUCGGGUGA